This is a messenger RNA of Otolemur garnettii (small-eared galago), 2172 nucleotides long. RefSeq names its product ring finger protein 112 (gene RNF112). Gene Ontology annotation, molecular function: GTPase activity; metal ion binding; GTP binding. NCBI's taxonomy places the organism in Eukaryota, Metazoa, Chordata, Mammalia, Primates, Galagidae. Bases 227 to 2119 code for a protein of 630 amino acids. Gene Ontology annotation, biological process: endoplasmic reticulum organization; protein homooligomerization. The record is from RefSeq and is a predicted model, not a curated record. The transcript is spliced from 14 exons.
UGUCUCCUCCCCCUGGGUGAGCCCAGCAGCAGCCUCCUCGUUCCUGACUGUCACAUUCUUUUCCAGCUCUGACGGGAAGUCAGCAAUCAGGAGACCAUCCCCCUACCUCACCCUCCACCUGCCACAAACCGGCCAGCCCUUCCAGGAGAAAAUCCAUCCUUACCUCUGACUGAAGGUCUCUGGGCCUUCCUGCUGUGUCCAGACCCUCUUCCCAUCCCAGCCUCCCAUGCCGAGGCCCACCUUGUCAGUCACUUCCUUUUGUCAUCGGCUUGGCAAACGGGAGAGAAAACGGAGCUUCAUGGGAAACAGCAGCAACAGUUGGUCCCACGUGCCGUUCCCCAAGUUGGAGCUGGGCCUGGGGCCCCGGCCCGUGGCGCCCGGGGAGCUGCCUGCCUGCUCCAUCUGCCUGGAGAGGCUGCGCGAGCCCAUCUCGCUGGACUGCGGCCAUGACUUCUGUGCUCGCUGCUUCAGCACGCACCGCACCCCGGGCUGUGGGCCGCCCUGCUGUCCCGAGUGCCGCAAGAUCUGCAAGCAGAAGAAGGGGCUCCGCAGCCUGGGGGAGAAGAUGAAACUUCUGCCGCAGCGGCUGCCACCGCCCAUGCUGCAGGAGGCCUGCACUGUGCGGGCUGAGCCGCUGUUGCUGGUGCGCCUCAGCGCCUCCGGGGGCCUCAUACUCAGGAUGGGGGCCAUCAACCGCUGCCUGAAGCACCCUCUGGCCAGGGACACCCCAGUCUGCCUCCUCGCCGUCCUGGGGGAGCAGCACUCAGGGAAGUCCUGCCUUCUCAGCCACUUGCUUCGGGGCUUGCCGGGCCUGGAGUCCAGCGAGGGCAGCUGGCCGAGAGGAGAGGGGUCCUUACAGGGGGGUGGUUGGGGAAGCAAUAGCCUCACCAGGGGCAUAUGGAUGUGGAGUCACCCCUUCCUGCUGGGGAAAGAAGGAAGAAAGGUAGCUGUGUUCCUGGUGGACACAGGGGAUGCCAUGAGCCCGGAGCUGAGCAGAGAGAUGAGGAUCAAGUUGUGUGCCCUCACCACCAUGCUGAGCUCCUACCAGAUCCUCAGCACCUCACUGGAGCUGCAGGAUACAGACCUGGACUACCUGGAGAUGUUUGUCCAUGUGGCCGAGGUGAUGGGCAAGCAUUAUGGGAUGGUGCCAAUCCAGCACCUGGAUCUCUUAGUUCGUGACUCCUCCCACACUAGCCAGGCAGGACACAGGCACGUGAGUGACAUCCUCCAGAGACUGUCCGGCAAGUAUCCCAAGGUCCAGGAGCUGCUCCAAGGGAGACGGGCCCGCUGUUACCUCCUGCCCACUCCACAGAGGCAGUGGAAGGACAAAGGCCAAGGGAGCCCUGGUGAUGCAGAUGACAAUCUCCACCACCAUCUCAGGGCAUACGUCUCGGAUGUGCUCAGUGCGGCCCCCCAGCACGCUAAGAGCCGCUGCCAGGGGUACUGGAACGAGGGGCGCGCCAUGGCCAGGGGGGACCGACGCCUGCUCACGGGACAGCAGCUCGCUCAGGAGAUCAAGAACCUCUCAGGCUGGAUGGGGAGGACAGGGCCCGGUUUCAGCUCUCCGGAUGAGAUGGCCGCGCAGCUACACGACCUGAGGAAGGUGGAGACAGCCAAGAGGGAGUUUGAGGAGUACGUGAGGCAGCAGGACAUAGCCACCAAGCGCAUCUUCUCUGCCCUGCGGGUCCUGCCUGACACCAUGAGGAACCUCCUCUCCACCCAGAAAGAUGCUAUCCUGGCACGCCACGGUGUGGCCUUGCUAUGUAAGGGGAGAGAGCAGACCUUGGAGGCGCUGGAGGCCGAGCUGCAGGCCACAGCCAAGGCCUUCAUGGACUCCUACACGAUGCGCUUCUGCGGCCACCUGGCUGCUGUGGGGGGCGCUGUGGGGGCCGGGCUCAUGGGCCUGGCGGGGGGUGUAGUGGGCGCGGGCAUGGCAGCGGCCGCGCUGGCUGCCGAGGCUGGGAUGGUGGCGGCUGGAGCUGCAGUGGGGGCAACUGGGGCCGCUGUGGUCGGGGGCGGCGUGGGGGCUGGGUUAGCUGCCACUGUGGGCUGCAUGGAGAAGGAGGAGGACGAACGGGUGCAGGAAGGGGACCGAGAGCCCCUUCUCCAGGAAGAGUAACCACCCCAGGAGGGGACAAAGGGCUGGCGAUGCGAGGUGGGGGAGAGGAAGAG